AUGGUUCUCUCCACACUCUCCCUCCUGGCUCUGGCGCCGGCCGGUAUCCUCGGCCUCGCCACGCCGUCAGCCGGUCUCAGUCGCCGCGCAGUUGACUGGAGCAAGUGGAAGCCCGGCGUGUCGUUCCAGAUCAUCCUCCACGAGCCCAUCAAGCACGACAGCACCGCCGACAUCGUGCCCGCCAACGCCGAUGUAUGGGAUAUUGACCUGCAGCAUGCCGAUACCUACCGGGACAUGAUUCCCACUCUCAAGGCUGCAGGGAAGAUUGUCAUCUGCUAUUUCAACGGCGGUGCAGUCCAGGACUGGGACAACGAUAUCGCCGAGUUUCCGGAGGAAGCUAUCCAGAAGCCCCUCGAGGGUUACCUGGACGAGAGAUACCUCGACAUCAGGAACAGCAAGGUCAUCGACGUGAUGAAGGCGCGUCUCGACUUGGCCGCAAGCCUCGGUUGCGAUGGUGUUGAUCCCGACAACAUUGAUGCUUGGGCUCAGGACGACGAGGACCCCACAGGCUUCAACCUCAAGGCUUCCGACUACGCCUCGUACCUCAAGGCACUGGCAUCCCACGCCCACUCCCUCACCACGCAGGAAGGCCGGGCCCUCAUGAUUGGCCAAAAGAACGCGCCCGAAAUCGCCCCGGACCUGGUUUCCACUGUCGACUUUGUCGUCCUCGAGACGUGCCUGGGCACCCGCACCUCUGACGAGGUCGAGCCUUUCUGCUCUGAGUUCCAGCCCGUCAUCGCCGCCGGCCAUCCCGUGUUCCAGAUCGAGUACCCCCUCAGCGUCAGGAACGGUGUCGCCAUCAGCCAGGUCGACUACAAUUACUUCUGCGUCAAUAAGAACGGCAACGAAGGGUUCAGCGAGGUCAUCAAGCACGCGAGCGAGCAGGUUGACGGCUGGGGACAGUUUUGCGGCUUGGGCACGACGGGUGGCCGUUUCGAGACGCCUACUUUUGACGGAUAG
Colletotrichum chrysophilum is the source of this 960-nucleotide messenger RNA. RefSeq lists its product as uncharacterized. Lineage: Eukaryota; Fungi; Ascomycota; Sordariomycetes; Glomerellales; Glomerellaceae. Bases 1 to 960 code for a protein of 319 amino acids. The transcript has 3 exons. The record is from RefSeq and is a predicted model, not a curated record.